Molecule: messenger RNA, 703 nt
Organism: Chinchilla lanigera (long-tailed chinchilla)
Lineage: Eukaryota; Metazoa; Chordata; Mammalia; Rodentia; Chinchillidae
Gene: Dnajc5g
Product: DnaJ (Hsp40) homolog, subfamily C, member 5 gamma
Exons: 6
Coding region: 76-594 (172 amino acids)
Source: RefSeq, a predicted model, not a curated record
GCGCAGUAGCGCGCAAGCGCAGUCGGCCUGCUGAACUGGCGGUGUGAAGUUUUACACCCUGGAGGAUGAAAGAACAUGUCUCAUGUGGACGAAGCAGCCCGCCGGCUGUCCAAAAGUGGGACAACCCUCUAUGCAGUGCUAGAACUUAAGAAGGGUGCCUCACCUGAAGACGUCAAAAAGGCCUACAGGAGACUGGCCUUGCAGUAUCAUCCAGACAAGAAUCCAGGAGAUGCUCAAGCUGCAGAAAUCUUCAAAGAAAUCAACACAGCUCAUGCUAUACUGAGUGAUCCUACGAAGCGGGAAAUCUAUGACCGACAUGGCUCAUUUGGAAUAUACCUAUAUGAUCAUUUUGGCGAAGAUGGAGUUAGAAACUAUUUCAUAGCCAAUAGUUGCUGGUUCAAGACACUCGUCCUCCUAUGUGUACUGCUCACUUGUUGUUGUUGCUGCUGCUGCUGCUGUUUUUGCUGUGGAACACUCAAACCACCACCCGAGGAGGCGAAUGGGCCGAAAGGUCAACAGAACGUCCGGAAACAACCUCCACGAUCAGGAGCAAAACAUCAUUUUGGAAAGGAUGAAGAUAGUGAAGAUUAUUAAUACAAUAGGAAGAAGGGUGAGGUGCUGGCCCAGUGAGGGUGCCCUCUGCUGCCCAGUCCACUGGCCACAUUGGAGAGAGGAACAAGUAGCCCUGUCCUGACUCUGACUC